AAUGUCCAUGAAGUGGAUCUCAACUCUGUUACUGCUACAAUUUUGCAGUUAUUUCCACUCUGGUAGCUGUGGAAAGGUUCUGGUAUGGCCCAUGGAAUACAGCCCUUGGUUGGUUAUGAAGAACAUAUUAGAAGAACUCAUCCAGAGAGGACAUGAGGUGACAGUUCUGAUACCUUCAAGUUUCAUUUUUGUUGAUGGUAGUGCACCAUCUGGUAUUAAAUUUGAAACAUUUGCUACAUCUACCAGUGAAGAACAAAUGAAAAACUUAUACAAUGAAAUGAUCACUAUGUGGAUGGAUAUUCUACCAAUAAACACAUGCUUGGAAUACUUUCCAGUGGCUGAAAACAUUUUAAUGAAAUAUUCAAGUGUUUGGGAGAAUGUUUGUAAAGAUGUAGUUUCAAAUAAGAAGCUUAUGUCAAAACUACAAGAAUCAAAAUUUGAUGUUCUUCUCGCAGAUCCCAUUGCUCCCUGUGGUGAGCUGGUGGCUGAGCUUUUGAAACUACCCUUCGUGUACAGUCUUCGCUUCUCCCCUGGAUUCCAAGUAGAAAAAGUAGCAGGAGGGCUUCCACUUCCUCCUUCUUAUGUACCUGUUAUGUUGUCAGGCUUAAGUGGUCAAAUGACUUUCAUAGAAAGAGUGAAAAACAUGAUCUGCAUGCUUUACUUUGACUUUUGGUUUGAAACAUUUAAUGAGAAAAAUUGGAAUAAAAUGUACAGUGAAAUUUUAGGAAAACCCACUACAUUAUAUGAGACAAUGCGAAAGGCAGAUAUGUGGCUUAUUCGGAGCUACUGGGAUAUGGAAUUUCCUCGUCCAACCUUACCAAAUGUUGAGUUUGUUGGGGGACUCCAAUGCAAACCUCCCAAACCACUGCCUAAGGAAAUGGAAAAUUUUGUGCAAAGCUCUGGGGAACACGGAAUUGUGUUGUUUUCUCUGGGGUCAAUGAUCAGUACCAUGACAGAAGCCAUGGCAAAUGCGAUUGCUUCAGACCUGGCACAGAUUCCACAGAAGGUUGGCAAAGUACUUAAUGGCAAAGGUCAUCCAAAAACCAGAGCUUUUAUAACUCAUGGUGGAGCCAGUGGUGUUUAUGAGGCAAUCUGCCAGGGAAUCCCUAUGGUGGGCAUUCCUUUGUUUGCAGAGCAGCAUGAUAACAUUGCUCAAAUGGAAGCUAAAGGAGUAGCUGUUAAACUGGAAUUCAAAUCAAUAACAAAUAAAGUUGUGCUCAAUGCACUGAAGACAGUCAUUCAGAAUGCUACGUGA
Octodon degus (degu) is the source of this 1255-nucleotide messenger RNA. Its product is annotated as UDP-glucuronosyltransferase 2B17-like. Gene Ontology annotation, molecular function: UDP-glycosyltransferase activity. NCBI's taxonomy places the organism in Eukaryota, Metazoa, Chordata, Mammalia, Rodentia, Octodontidae. The transcript has 4 exons. The record is from RefSeq and is a predicted model, not a curated record. Bases 2 to 1255 code for a protein of 417 amino acids.